AUCAUCAUCAUUAUUCCAGCUCCCUCUCUUCCCUCUCAGCUCUCCGAGUUUUUUGCCUUUGUCGUUCCGGCUCAACAGCCAGUGGAGGUUCUUCAGCCCUCUGCUCUCCCAUCGUCAUCCCUCUGCUGCAGACGUCAGUGGAACCUUUCCAACUGCUCUGACAUUCAGGUUAAUCUGAUUAACAAGCUUUCCUCUGAUACUCCUCCUGGUCAAUGACUGCUGCCAUGGAGACUCCUUUCUACCAUGACGACUCCCCCUCCGUUCCCAGUUUCAGUCGAAUUGCUGAGUACGAGCGAUUCCCUGGCAGUAAGAUGCUGAUGAGUAAGAAGGCCAUGUCUGGAGGUCAUCACUUCCUCGCCGGUAAUUCAGCAACAGGGCGGAGUGGAAACCACAGUGGCUUGAUGACAUCAACCUCAUCAUCUACAGCACCUCCUGCAGAUAUGAACCUGCUGAAGCUGGGGUCACCUGACCUGGAGCACCUCAUCAUCCAGUCUAAUCAAGGAAUGGUCACCAGCAGCCCAGUAUCCAACUCCAGCAACCCCUUCAUCUACCGCAACCAGGCCACCAACGAGCAGGAAGGGUUCGCAGACGGCUUUGUUAAAGCCUUGGCAGACCUCCACAAGCAGAACCAGCUGGUGGGAGGAGGACACAUGUCCCCAUCCUCGUCUUCCACCGUCUCCCUGCAGGGGUCUUACCAGAGGAACCUGAUGUCCGGAGGAGAGAUACCCGUCUACACCAACCUAAACAGCUACAACCCCGGACAGACUCCUUAUUCUGGUGGGCAGAUCCCGUAUGGUGGAGGUUCAGGGCAUGGAGGAGGUGGGGGCCCCCACACCCACACCCGAGGUUUAGAUGCCCCUCAGACUGUCCCGGAGGUCCCCCACCCAGCAGGGGACCCCACAUCUCCACCUUCUCUCUCUCCCAUCGACUUGGAGACGCAGGAGCGCAUCAAAGCAGAACGGAAGAAACUUCGGAACCGUAUCGCUGCAUCUAAGUGCCGUAAGCGGAAACUAGAGCGGAUCUCACGGCUCGAGGAGAAGGUGAAGGUCCUGAAGAGUCAGAACUCUGACCUGGCCUCCACCGCCACCAUGCUGCGCCAACAAGUUGCUCAGCUCAAACAGAAGGUGAUGAGUCACGUAACCAACGGCUGCCAGAUCGCCGUGGCAACUGGAUCUGCCUCCAAAUCAGGAGGAGGAACCGGCAGUGAGGAGUCCAGCUGCUGAGAGGGAUGAGCAGGAGAUCAACAGUGAAGGUCUGAGCUGGGGCGGCUAAAGGUUUGGACUCCCAUGGCGUUAUGCUGAGUCUGCUGAAACAGAAGAAACGUGUCGGAAAUCCUGAAUCUUUACUGGGAUCAACAGCCUGACAGGAAGAUGAUAUGAAGAUAAACCAGCAAAGAUCAGGAGGACGGAUGAAUCCCUUCAGAUCUUUGCAAUGUGAGAGUCGGACAUUAAUACGUUUCAGCUCCUCUUU
Cyprinodon tularosa is the source of this 1470-nucleotide messenger RNA. RefSeq names its product JunE proto-oncogene, AP-1 transcription factor subunit (gene june). Gene Ontology annotation, molecular function: transcription factor binding; DNA-binding transcription factor activity, RNA polymerase II-specific; RNA polymerase II cis-regulatory region sequence-specific DNA binding. Gene Ontology annotation, cellular component: transcription regulator complex. Gene Ontology annotation, biological process: regulation of cell population proliferation; regulation of transcription by RNA polymerase II; regulation of cell cycle. The record is from RefSeq and is a predicted model, not a curated record. The transcript is spliced from 2 exons. The coding region runs from base 213 to 1223 and encodes 336 amino acids. Lineage: Eukaryota; Metazoa; Chordata; Actinopteri; Cyprinodontiformes; Cyprinodontidae.